AUGGCACAGCGCUUCGAUGACUUGUUAUCACAGAGGAAGAGAAAGCGAGAGUCUUCGAAGAGCACCACUCUGCACCUUUUUCUGGACAUGCCGGCUGCAACAAUACUCUUACGAAAAUCAAAGAGCGAUUUUACUGGCCUGACUACUACAAGGACACAAUGGAAAUGGUUAGUUACAAAUUUUAUUUAUUUCCCAAUGCACCCUCUUGAUCGUGGUUUUUAAAAUGCCUGCGUUGUUAAACGGAAUUCAAUUUCUUCUGUUUUCAGUGUUCUUUGAAAGGGUGAGGCAUUAUUGCAUCUUUUAGUAGGUUGUCAAAGGGCAUUGUAAACCGAAGUCCUUCUUAUAGCUCCCGUUUCUUAUUAUUUUAUGUGAAGCCAAAGAUCAGAAAUUAUAUUUCUGAAGGGUCAGGAUGAAGGAUUUUCUACCAGUUGACCCAAGUGUGGCCUUGAACAUUCAUUUAUGUCACACUGGCUGUCACGCCUGCUACAUCAGAAAUACUUUUUUGUGUGCACCAAGCACAACAUCUAUUCUUAAGGGACCAUCAUUGGAGCGUCCAUUGAUCAUAACUACAUUUUCAGUUGUUUUGUUUGUUUGUUUGUUUUGUUUUCACUAGUAGUUGUUUUCUUCUCCUUAUAUGUCCUUAGAUUUUAAAAGCGUUGUGACAGGUGCCAGAGAAAUGUACGGGAAGUGA
Molecule: messenger RNA, 691 nt
Organism: Porites evermanni
Lineage: Eukaryota; Metazoa; Cnidaria; Anthozoa; Scleractinia; Poritidae
Source: the annotation of a GenBank genome assembly